CGGCGCGCGCGGCGAGGAGGCGCGAGCGGCUCUAGGCAUGGAGCGGAACGGGCCGUUUCUCAGCACAGAGCGCACGAGCGGCGGCAGCAGCACUAACGGAAAGUUCGCGAGCGGUGAUGUCGCGUGUUCGCGCCUCCACUCCGAGAACGCGUGAGCACUUUUAAAAGGACCGCGUCGGGAGGCGAACCUCACUCACCUCCUGAGGACACGAGGAGACGCAGGGAUGCGUGCAUCAUAGUGCUGUAGCGACGAUUUAAAAGCUUCAAGCCUUCAUCGCAUUGAAUCGUUGGGCAAACUGGACAUUUCUAGUAGAGUCCCCGCGCUGCUCGUUCUGAGGAAACGCUUGAGAAGACGAGAAAAGAGGAGCACACCGACCGAGGACUUUUUUUUUCCGGAGACGCGAGGCUUGAAACACACACCGGCGUUUCGGUUUUGCAUCCCCAGGCGCUGAUGACACACAGCAGCAUCCAUCCAUGUGAACAAAGUAUGGGAUACCCUCUUUUGACUGGGAAGGAUUGCCCGGGGUCCGAGGGAAGUGUGCGCUCUCUUAUUUAAGGCGGCUCAAGUUUAAAUGAAGUUUUCGGGGAAGAGAAUGGGCUCGAAAGACAAGCCGGUGCUGUGUGUGAGUCGAGUGUGAAGAAGAAGGAGCCGAGAGCCGCCCGGCUGCUGCAGCGGCGGAGGAGACACAGAGCCGCGGAGACACAGCAUGGCUUUUCCGGACUACAGGAGCGCUUCGAGGAGCACCGGCAGAGCGCACCGCUGCCCGGCCUGACGACACCCGAACCCGGCUCGGAGUCUACAGCCACUCAGCGUAAUAAGGAGGAGUACUUUCGCUUGAAAAAAGUGGCGCGUCUGAAGUCCGCCUUGUCGAGCGUUCCGAAAACGCGGCUCUCCAGAUAACGUUUACAGCCGGAGAACGCGGUCGUUUUCGCAAGCCAGGAAAGAAAGAAAGAGUGUCUGAGGCCGCAGGCCAGCGGCGGGCUCCCUCAUGCGUGUGCCGGAAUUUGGAGUCACGUCGCCUUACGAUAUUUUGAACCAACAGUAGCAUUUAGUCGGGUGAAAAACGGUGUCAGACCAAACUGUAGACUCAGAAAGAGCCCCGUUUUUGCUGCCCCGCGGACAUGAACGGUUGGUGUCACCAAAUGGAGUUUUCUCUCGUGGCCGUGGUGGUGGCCCUCGUGUCGUGGGUGUCCGUGUGGGCGGACGACAGCAAGGUGAUCUCGGACCGGUACGCGAUCUACUGGAACAGCACGAACCCCAGGUUCCUGCAUGGGGAGUACACCGUGGAGGUGAGCAUCAACGACUACCUUGACAUCUACUGCCCGCACUACGAGGACCCGCUGCCCCAGGAGCGCAUGGAGCGCUACAUCCUUUUCAUGGUCAACUACGAUGGCUACACUACCUGCGACCACCGCAUGAAGGGCUUCAAGCGCUGGGAGUGCAACCGGCCCCAGAGCCCCAACGGACCCCUCAAGUUCUCCGAGAAGUUCCAGCUCUUCACCCCCUUCUCGCUCGGGUUCGAGUUUCGCCCAGGGCACGAGUACUACUACAUCUCAUCUCCGCACCCGAACCUGGUUGGGAAGCCCUGCUUGAAGCUGAAAGUGUAUGUCAAACCAACAAACGAUUCUGUAUACGAGUCCCCAGAACCGUUCCUGACGGACGACAGCACGGGCAGCUGCUGCGUGGCCGCCCCGUGCCUCACGCUCAUGCUGGCCAUGCUGCUGAUGCUGUUGGUGUCCUCAUAGCAGCGCUGACACCCUCCCUUGUCCCCCCCCCCUACCCCCGGUCACUCCCACCCCCCAGCGACCAUCUGGACAACGCGAGCCUUCACCGAUCACGCUCACUGGAAGCCUGCCGCGAGACCGCUGACACUGACGCUCCUGUCGGCCCUUGACCUCUGCGCUGGCCAGUGCCUCUGGGCGAAGGUGGAGUGCGGGCAUUAGGGACAGAGCUGGAGUUCCCAGCAGGCCGUGCCCGGCAUUUAUGCUCUCGUCUUGUUGAUGGAUAGCUGUGCGAUUCAGCUAGAAAUAUGACUCAUUUCAGCUUAAAGGUUUUUCCCCUCUCAUCUAGAAUGAAUCGACUCAUGGCGCCGACGUGAUCCUUUCUUCCCUUCCCUCCCCACCAUCUGCAUCCCUCUCACUUCACUGAGGGUUCUUUAAACAAACACCUACAUUUUAGUUUCUUUUGUGGUAACGUUUUAAUUAGGGCACCUCUGCGUCCACCUCCGGUGUAGUUCUGUUCCUGAGUACAGUACCUUCGUUUUACGUGUUUGCUCCCGACUGAACACGGGGCAGGUGUACAACCCAUUUCCCCUACCCGCUCGCUGAAAUGUCCCCAUUCAAUUUGAACAUUAGCCAUCCAGAAUACUAGAGGCAUUUUUUUAAACGUAAAUCUGCCAAAGACACCCACUUAGUUUUACUUUUUUAUGCGGGGUGGGGGUGUUUUGACUUUGGACAAUAGUCAUAUUUAGCCGGAGAGCUCUGUGCGGACUUUCAGAAUCAUGGCACAGGGAUGGCGAAAGUGGAAGGACAAUUUUUUUUUUUUUUGAUAAUCUUUUUUCAUAUAAA
This is a messenger RNA of Scleropages formosus (Asian bonytongue), 2567 nucleotides long. RefSeq names its product ephrin-A2b (gene efna2b). Gene Ontology annotation, molecular function: ephrin receptor binding. Bases 1122 to 1745 code for a protein of 207 amino acids. The record is from RefSeq and is a predicted model, not a curated record. Gene Ontology annotation, cellular component: plasma membrane. Lineage: Eukaryota; Metazoa; Chordata; Actinopteri; Osteoglossiformes; Osteoglossidae. The transcript has 4 exons. Gene Ontology annotation, biological process: ephrin receptor signaling pathway; osteoclast differentiation; axon guidance.